AAAAUGCUUGGCUCGUUCUCUUCCUCUACUAAUUCCCAACAAGAAGAAGAUGCCGCCGUCGACCACCACCACCACCACCGCCCUUCUUCUCUCUCACCUCACCGCCGGCAUUUCCUCCAUCAGAUUCAAGUACAACCACCUCUUCUUCCUCCAUCAUCCACCUCCACAAUCACCCCUUUGCGUCAAUUACUCAUAAGCUCAGCCGAACUCAUCUCUCGCUCCGACUUCACCUCCGCCCACCGCCUCCUCGCUAUCCUAUCCUCCAAAUCAUCCCCUUUCGGAGACUCAACCGAACGCCUAACCCAUCAGUUCACAAGAGCCCUAUCUCUCAGACUCAACCGUCAACUAACCCUAACCCCGACAACCCAACCGACAACGGAUCACGAUUUAUCACUACUUCAAUCCUCGUACCUAACCUUAAACCAGAUCACACCCUUUAUCCGUUUCACUCAUCUUACUGCUAACCAAGCCAUUCUCGAAGCCGUUGAUGGUUGCUCAGCCGUACACGUCAUCGAUUUCGACAUCAUGCACGGUGUUCAGUGGCCCCCACUCAUGCAAGCCCUAGCUGAACGAUUCCCUACUCCGACUCUUCGUAUAACCGGUUCCGGUUCAGAUCCCGAUAUGCUUCGACGAACCGGGGAUCGGCUAGCUAAGUUUGCACUUACCCUAGGUCUUAAAUUUCAGUUUCAUGAACUUGUCAUACUCUCACACGAAGACCCUGCUUCUGCCACGUCAUCCAUCCUUCUUCUCCCAAAUGAAAUCCUAGCCGUUAACUGUGUACUUUACUUGCAUAAGCUUUUAACCGAUCCGGAAAGGGCCAGGCUGUUUCUCCGCCGUCUCCGGGCAAUGGAUCCUGCCGUGGUUACCGUUGCUGAGAGAGAAGCCAACAACAACGACCCCGUUUUCCUCAGGCGAUUUGCAGCCGCAUUGGAUAACUAUGCAGCCAUUUUCGACUCAUUGGAGGCGACUCUGCCGCCGAGCAGCGGCGAGAGGCUGAUGGUGGAAAGAGUAUGGUUCGGGAGGGAGAUCGGAGAUGUGGUGGCGGGGGAAGGAAAUGGACGGUUAGAAAGGCACGAGAGGUUCCUAUGGUGGGAGAUGAUGAUGAGGGGUGCCGGUUUUGGACUUGUUCCAUUGAGUACAUUCGCACUUUCACAAUCUAGGUUACUUCUAAGGCUUCAUUACCCUUCUGAGGGUUAUCAGAUCUGUGUCGUGAAUGAAUCUUUCUUCUUGGGUUGGAAGAAUCAGCUUCUAUUUUCUGUUUCAUCUUGGCAUUAA
Messenger RNA from Impatiens glandulifera, 1275 nucleotides. Its product is annotated as scarecrow-like protein 18. Gene Ontology annotation, cellular component: nucleus. Gene Ontology annotation, biological process: meristem initiation; regulation of DNA-templated transcription. The annotation marks the transcript as partial. NCBI's taxonomy places the organism in Eukaryota, Viridiplantae, Streptophyta, Magnoliopsida, Ericales, Balsaminaceae. The record is from RefSeq and is a predicted model, not a curated record. Gene Ontology annotation, molecular function: sequence-specific DNA binding; DNA-binding transcription factor activity. The transcript is spliced from 2 exons.